This is a messenger RNA of Indicator indicator, 1980 nucleotides long. RefSeq names its product zinc finger and BTB domain containing 14 (gene ZBTB14). The record is from RefSeq and is a predicted model, not a curated record. Gene Ontology annotation, cellular component: nucleus. Gene Ontology annotation, biological process: regulation of transcription by RNA polymerase II. Gene Ontology annotation, molecular function: RNA polymerase II cis-regulatory region sequence-specific DNA binding; DNA-binding transcription factor activity, RNA polymerase II-specific; protein binding. The coding region runs from base 1 to 1980 and encodes 659 amino acids. Lineage: Eukaryota; Metazoa; Chordata; Aves; Piciformes; Indicatoridae. The transcript has 2 exons.
AUGGAGGCGCCGCGGGCGCGCCCGCCGCCGCCGUCGUCUCCGCCAGUAGCAGCAGUAGCGGAGCGGCGGCACGGAGCCAUCGCGCCCGCGCACGGCGUGAGGAGGAAGAGGAGAAGGAGAAGGUGGAGGAAAAGCGGCGGAAUACACGCGCUGGGGACACAACAAAGGGGCAGGUGGCCGCGGAGGGAACGUGGUGCCUCCGCCGCCGCCACCGGAGAAGAAACGCGGAAGGGAAGAGGAAGGAGCGAAGGAGGAUGGGAGGGAGAGCGGCCGCGUUGCCGCGCAGCCCCGACCGGCGGCGGCGGGAGGCCGCGGCUGCUCUUGGGCGCCCCCGGUGAAGGCAGCGGGAGCGCGAGCGGCGUCUUCCCGCUGCGGGUUCCUGUCAGGGCGGGUGCCUCCGCCGCGUCCUCGCCAACCCCAAGCGGGUGCGUGGAGGCGGGAGUGCGCCCGGCUGCUGGCGGCUGCAGGCGGGGAUGGGCACGGGCACGGCUGGCACUGCCCGAGCCGCUGCCGAGCCAACAGCGAGCGGGGCAGGGACAGUGCCGGGCAGAGUCACACUGCCGCACUGACACUGUCACCUCGGGACGGGCUGCAGAGUUGCGGGGGAGAACCUUAGGGAGUUCAGCCAGGGCAGGUGAGUUUUUCAUCAGCAUGUCUGAAACCAUCAAGUACAAUGACGACGAUCACAAAACUGUCUUCCUGAAGACCCUCAACGAGCAGCGCUUGGAAGGGGAGUUCUGUGACAUCGCCAUCGUGGUGGAGGAUGUCAAGUUCCGAGCCCACCGCUGCGUCCUGGCUGCCUGCAGCACCUACUUCAAGAAGCUCUUCAAGAAACUGGAGGUGGACAGUUCGUCGGUCAUCGAAAUAGACUUCCUGCGCUCGGAUAUCUUCGAGGAGGUUCUCAACUACAUGUACACUGCCAAGAUCUCCGUCAAGAAGGAGGAUGUCAACCUGAUGAUGUCCUCGGGCCAGAUCCUGGGCAUUCGGUUCCUGGACAAACUCUGCUCCCAGAAACGUGACGUCUCCAGUCCCGAGGAGAACCCCCAGGCCAAGACCAAAUACUGCCUGAAAAUCAACCGCCCCAUGGGCGAGCCCAAUGAGGCCCCAGACGAUGAGGUGGAAGAGAUUGGUGAUCACGAUGACAGCCCCUCGGAUGUGACGGUGGAAGGGACUCCCCCCAGCCAGGAAGAUGGCAAAUCCCCAACUGCCACCCUGAGGGUGCAGGAGGCCAUUCUCAAAGAGCUGGGCAGCGAAGAGGUUCGCAAAGUCAACUGCUACGGCCAGGAAGUGGAGCCGAUGGAAGCGACGGAGUCGAAGGACUUGGGAUCGCAGACCCCUCAGGCUCUGACCUUCAACGACGGCAUAAGCGAAGUGAAGGACGAGCAGACCCCGGGCUGGACCACGGCAGCCGGGGACAUGAAGUUCGAGUACCUGCUGUACGGCCACAGGGAGCACAUUGUGUGCCAGGCCUGUGGCAAGACCUUCUCGGACGAGGCGCGGCUGCGGAAGCAUGAGAAGCUGCACACCGCCGACAGGCCUUUUGUCUGUGAGAUGUGCACCAAGGGCUUCACCACCCAGGCUCAUCUGAAGGAGCACCUGAAGAUCCACACUGGCUACAAGCCCUACAGCUGCGAGGUGUGCGGCAAGUCCUUCAUCCGCGCCCCGGACCUCAAAAAGCAUGAGAGGGUCCACAGCAACGAGCGGCCCUUCGCCUGCCACAUGUGUGACAAAGCUUUCAAGCACAAAUCUCACCUCAAGGACCACGAGAGGAGGCAUCGAGGGGAGAAGCCUUUCGUCUGCAGCUCCUGCACCAAGGCUUUUGCCAAGGCUUCAGAUCUGAAGAGGCAUGAGAACAAUAUGCACAGUGAGAGGAAGCAGGUGACCACUGCCAACUCCAUCCAGAGCGAGACGGAACAGUUGCAGGCAGCAGCGAUGGCUGCAGAGGCAGAGCAGCAGCUGGAAACCAUAGCUUGCAGUUAA